This is a messenger RNA of Zalophus californianus (California sea lion), 4038 nucleotides long. RefSeq names its product prokineticin receptor 1 (gene PROKR1). NCBI's taxonomy places the organism in Eukaryota, Metazoa, Chordata, Mammalia, Carnivora, Otariidae. Gene Ontology annotation, biological process: neuropeptide signaling pathway. The record is from RefSeq and is a predicted model, not a curated record. The coding region runs from base 290 to 1471 and encodes 393 amino acids. Gene Ontology annotation, cellular component: membrane. Gene Ontology annotation, molecular function: neuropeptide receptor activity. The transcript is spliced from 3 exons.
CCGGGAGAAGAGGAGGAAGAGAGGGGACCCGUCCGGUCCCUGCGGGCCUCUGGGAGCAGCAGUUCGUGCCCCCGGGCCCUGAGAGAGAACCGGGACUUCGUCCGCCCGCCGGGAUGCCGCAGGGGCUUAGGAUGGAGCUCAGAUACUGUUCCCCCAAGGAUGCUGGCAGACAGAUUCUGACUCAUUAAAGGAGAGCUGAGUGUAAGCAGAGAGGGGAGAAGACAUCAGCCUCCCACACAUCACGUCAGAGGAAUUCUAAGUAGCACUGCUCAGAGCACCACCUGGCCAGAUGGAGAUCACGGCAGGGGUCAUGGAUGCGGAUGCUAGCAACACCUCCACCACCUUCCUUUCUGUGCCGGCCCCUCCUGGAGCCCACGCUGCUUCCUUCCCAUUCAACUUCAGCUAUGGUGACUAUGAUAUGCCUUUGGAUGAAGAGGAGGAUGUGACCAAUUCCCGUACUUUCUUUGCUGCCAAGAUCGUCAUUGGCAUGGCCCUAGUGGGCAUCAUGCUGGUCUGUGGCAUUGGCAACUUCAUCUUCAUUGCUGCUCUGGCCCGCUACAAGAAGCUGCGCAGCCUUACCAACCUGCUCAUCGCCAACCUGGCCAUCUCUGAUUUCCUGGUGGCCAUUGUCUGCUGCCCCUUUGAGAUGGAUUACUACGUGGUGCGGCAGCUGUCCUGGGAGCAUGGUCAUGUCAUGUGCGCCUCUGUCAACUACCUGCGUACUGUCUCUCUCUAUGUCUCCACCAAUGCCCUGCUGGCCAUUGCCAUCGACAGAUAUCUGGCCAUUGUCCACCCGCUGAGACCCAGGAUGAAGUAUCGAACAGCCACUGGCUUGAUUGCCUUGGUGUGGAUGGUGUCCAUCCUCAUCGCCAUCCCUUCCGCCUACUUCACAACUGAAACGGUCCUCAUCAUCGUCAAGAGCCAAGAGAAGAUCUUCUGUGGCCAGAUCUGGCCAGUGGACCAGCAGAUCUACUACAAGUCCUACUUCCUCUUCAUCUUUGGCAUCGAGUUCGUGGGCCCUGUGGUGACCAUGACCCUGUGCUACGCAAGGAUCUCCCGGGAGCUCUGGUUCAAGGCGGUGCCGGGCUUCCAGACGGAGCAGAUCCGGAAGAGGCUGCGCUGCCGCAGGAGGACGGUGCUGGUGCUCAUGUGCAUCCUCACUGCCUAUGUGCUGUGCUGGGCGCCCUUCUACGGCUUCACCAUCGUGCGCGACUUCUUCCCCGCCGUGUUCGUCAAGGAGAAGCACUACCUCACCGCUUUCUACGUUGUCGAGUGCAUCGCCAUGAGCAACAGCAUGAUCAACACUCUGUGCUUCGUGACAGUCAAGAACAACACCAUCAAGUACUUCAAGAAGAUCGUGCUGCUCCACUGGAAGUCUCCUUACAAUGGGAGUAAGUCCAGCGCAGACCUUGAUCUUAAAACCACAGGGGUGCCAGCCACAGAAGAGGUGGACUGUAUCAGACUGAAAUAAGCUGAUGGACCGUUCAAAGUUUAAGCAAAGACAGACCUUUGGGACACCGACCAGUGUACUAGGAUACAACCAUCAACCAAGGACCCUUGGUUUGCUGCAGAGGGCAGAGUGAAUGGACAACUGUGUGAACACUGUGCUCAAGGAGCUCAGAAUUUCUAAAACUGAUGUGACUAGGUACCAGCACCAGUGGCCAACAUUAGCUAAAUGUCUAAUUUGUGCAGAGUAGGCACUGGUGAAACGUAUAUGUGUUCACAACAUUUAACUGGCAGAAAGAAAUAGGGAUUAAGCCAAGAAAAAUAUUGGGGCAUAGAGAGCCUGAAAUGAGAGACUUUCCAGAAGGGAACCAAAGUAGGCAUCUAGGACUGCGGUACAUGUGUUUGUAAGGUGAUGGUCUCUCUGACCAUCUCAGCUGCUCAUCAGAUACUGAUGUAGCCCACCUCUAGGAUCGUCCUUAGGCUUGAGUUCACUCCUAACAUUUGUGGGGUUGGAGCAAGAAUACAAGACAGGCUUCUAGUUCUUUCUUCAAUCCUUCUAUUCUCAUCUCUGGUCCUGACUCUCACCGUGAGGAGCCUUACAUGCAUGCACAUGGACACCCCAAUAUGCAUGGGCAAUUUCUGUCCAAACCCUCCUCCUCAGCACUGCUCCAUGGCCACCCGUUGGGCUUAUGGCCGUGCCCAUACAUGGUGAGACUCGUCAUCAGGAGAAGCCACAGAGACCCUGGAAGCCAUUUGGUCAAGGUAUUAAGGGGUUCCGGGUAUUUUGACUUGCUCCAGGGAAGGCCUAGGCUCAGGAUGAAUAUGUUCUCUUGGCUCCAUGGACUUCUCAUCCCAAGGGGAGGAGUGCAAAUGGCAGACAUCUAAGAGCCUGUGGGGCUCAGGGCAGGAGCUCAGGUUUUCUGGGUCAAAGGCUGAUACUGCUUCUACCUCUCAGUUAUUCUGUCUCGGACCUAUUAGGCUUCCCCUUACGUCCUUUUCCUUCCCUUGUGUCCAUCGCUUGUGAAACAUAGAAUCUUUGAAAGUAGACACAACACCUCAUGGAUACAGCUGUCAGCCAUUUUCCAUUUCCACCAGCUCUCACCCUCAGUUGUUAUGAUUUGAGGGCGAGAUGUGUUUGUCACGGGUGCCUGAAGCCCAUCACAGUGAUUAAUCCUUUGGAUUAAGACUUCCUUUUCUUUUAAAAUGGAUAUAGUCUUGGGACAGAUGACCUGUCAUAUUUCCACUCCUCAGUGUCAAUGAAGCCAUGUGGUCCAGUGGCAGGUGGUGAAGGUUGGUGGUACAGCCCUGGGCACCCAGGAAAGACAGGGACAUACAAAUGGGUGGUGGGCACCCAGUGGGAUUCAGUGACUCCACAGGCUUAUUGAAGGCUCAUCCUACUUCCUAACGCACCCUCAUUGUUUGGUGUUUCAAAUUUUAGAAUUUGGACUUGUGGAACCAGAAGAUCUGAUCCAGCCUUGGCUCUGUCCCCUGUGUGACCCUUGGGAAAGCUUCUCAAAGGGGACAAACAUAAUACCUGUGAUAGCUCCUGAUGAGAUGGUUGUGAAGAACCAAUGAGAUAAUACGUGGGUAAACUCUUUUCGGCCACAUGAGUAAUCAAAGGAACGGACCAAUAACUGUGUGUAACAUGCCUGACAAGGAAAAACCUGUCACCUUGGCUUAUGUCUCUAGAAACCUUACCAUCUCCCCCCUUUCCAUUAUUCUUUGUGUGAAUUAUUCCUUUACUUCUGUUAGCCAUGCUAUAUGUGUCAGGAACGUAAGUUCCUGACAACAUGCUGGUGUAACAAGGCAGUGAAACUUGGUGGUAAAAGUGUAACAGGGAACGGCAGUGUCUCCAGUCAGAAGAUGAGCUCAGGGUUUUAAGAAUUUCAGAAUCAGAGCAUCUUUAUAAUCUUGGAAGUGUUGACCAUGUUCCUGUGCCUGUUCCCAGCCAGCAUGAAUCUGGGCAAUGUGAUAUUGUUUCUCAAUCUUUUUUUUACUCUCAUGGUAUGUAUACCUAAAGAGUAGAUGUGGCCUUUUGCCCUCAAAUAAUUCGAGAGCAGCACAUUUCUAAGGCUAUUUAACUAACAAUUGUAUGGCGUUUCCCCUUCAAAUAGAGUCAACUCUUUAUUUUUGGCAGCCAAGUUCAUUUUUUAAAUAGUUACUUUAUUUCCCUGGAAGACACAUUCAAAUACCUAUUUAUUGCUUCCUAUUAAUCAUCCAGCAGACUUAUUCUACAGUGCAAUCAGAAUACGCUCAGAGAAUAAACACUGAUUAAACUAUUAGCCCAAAUCCAACAUGCCUUGGAAGGCAAUUCUUGUUUCUUAUAAAAUUACAUGUUACAUUCUAAAAUCGGGAAAGUGAGCUUUGCACCAAAACAUAAUUAAAGGACAUAAUAUGUUGUUGUUCCAUUCACCUUUUCUAUUAGAAAUGCUAAGCAAGAAUCGACUAUUAAGUAGGAGCUUUUUAUAUGUGACAACUACGCUUCUUUUUGCUUUUCAGUCUAGAAUGUAUCAACUUUUCACUUGUUGAACUGUCUGUAAUAUUUUUAGAUGUUGUGUCUGCUUGUGAUUUUACAGUGAAUGAAAGUGUUGU